GCGUGGAUCGCAUUUCAUUUACCUUACCACAACGCACAGGUUCGAAAAAGUUUUAGAAAAUGGUGUCAGUGCAAUCUAUUGGAACUAUAGUGUUAAAAGCAGUCAAGUUGAUUAUCAACUUGAUAAUCCUGAUUCUUUAUCGAACCGGAUACUCGGGAGAAUUCCUAGGUGUUGGUGGAACAUGGAACUUAAAUGAGGAAAAGAGUCCAGAUGCAGAAAUUGUUGCUUCUGGAGUCUUUGUUGGAUUUUUUAUCUACACGUGUGUUGUUUUAAUCGGAUUUUGCUUCGGAAACACGCAGGACAGAAGAAGUCUCACUGAAAUUAUUAUGAAUUUUGUGGGAAUGAUUAUGUUUAUCGCUGUUGGUGGUACAGCCCUUCAUUACUGGCAUGGCUAUCUGGCAGAACGCAAAUAUAUUCACGUAGCCACCGAAAGACAGGUCGGAUUGGCACUGGGUUCCCUUUGCAUAUUAGAAGGAGCAGCAUAUCUUGUAGAUUUAAUUUUAAGUUUCCUGCACUUCGCCAAGGAAGAAUUCCAAUAAGUUAAAAUAAGAUUUGAGAAUAAUUUCUCAAUUAUCAUCUUCCACAAAUUCGCAAAAAUGAAAAAAAAUCCAUAAUCCAUUUUCCUGUAAGAAAAUGAAUAGACUUUUUAAUUUCCUAAUCGUUAGACUGCUAUCAAAAGAAUAUACUUAUAACUUUUAAUUUAUGGAAUAAUAAUAAUAAUAAUAAUCCGUAUUUUAUAUUACAAACUGGAGAUUUUUCAGUUAAGUUCGUAAUAAGAUUAAAUCAAUUUUGUACCUUUAGUAUCAUAAGUUUAAAUCAAAUGAAUCAUAGAUUGCAUUUUAUUGACUUGAUUAUACCAUUAGUCAUUAAAACUACAUAUUUCGUACACCAAAGCAUAAUUAUCCAAUGAAUGUGAAAUUGUAUACAAUAUACAUAGUACUCUGCACAGAAUAAUAAUAGUUAUUUAACCAAACAAAAAAAAAAAAAAUUAGUAUUAUUAAUUUUCAGCACC
This is a messenger RNA of Belonocnema kinseyi, 1012 nucleotides long. RefSeq names its product protein snakeskin (gene Ssk). NCBI's taxonomy places the organism in Eukaryota, Metazoa, Arthropoda, Insecta, Hymenoptera, Cynipidae. The transcript is spliced from 4 exons. Bases 60 to 539 code for a protein of 159 amino acids. Gene Ontology annotation, biological process: septate junction assembly. The record is from RefSeq and is a predicted model, not a curated record.